This is a messenger RNA of Sus scrofa (pig), 966 nucleotides long. Lineage: Eukaryota; Metazoa; Chordata; Mammalia; Artiodactyla; Suidae. The record is from RefSeq and is a predicted model, not a curated record.
AUGGACAGGCUGGUGCUGGAGCAGUUCAUGAUCUGCAUGCCUCUGGAGUGCCAGGUCUUGGUCAAGGAAAGUGGUGUGGAGAGUUGCCAAGAGCUGGAGGACAUGCUGAUAAAUCAGCAGAAACCCAAAAAGUGGGAUAAGAAAGGUUUCCUGCCAGCGACCAUUCCUGACCCACGUGUACGGGAGGGUCGGACACCCAAGGAGAACAUGGAGCAAGACCUGGUGGAAGACAAAGAAGACACAAGAACCCCCACUCAGUCUCAAGAGCCAGAGCUUCGGAAGGGUCCUGAGACAGAAGAGCCAACUGCGGGUGGAAACAGAGGAGAAUCGGUGAGGCGUCUGACACGUUCCAAACGCAGACGGGCCAGCAGUCUCACUUCCCAAGAAGGGCUUCAAGAAGGAGCCCCGUCUUUGGACACAGGCAGAUGCUCAGGACAACCUCAGACCUCUUCUGCUUGUUCAGCAGGCAGGGUGAAAACAACCAGUCAUGCCAAGGGCAAAGAAGCCCCGGGAGGGACAGACUAUCAGUGUCGAGAAUGCAACAAGAGGUUUCAUUAUAGGUCUCAGUUUACUCUUCACAAGAGGACACACACGGGAGAGAGGCCCUUCCAAUGCAGUCUUUGUGCCAAAGCGUUCAUGCAGCCCUCGGACCUGCGAGUCCACCAGCGAAUCCACACGGGCGAGAAGCCAUACCGCUGUGACACCUGCAGCAGGGACUUCACCCACGAUUCCACGCUGCGAGCUCACAAGAGGACCCACACCAAGGAGAGGCCUUUCCCUUGUGAGCAAUGUGACAUGGCCUUCAGCCACCGGGGGAACCUCAACGUCCACCGACGCACCCACUCUGGGCUCAAGCCCUACGUGUGUCCCGAGUGUCACGGCGCCUUCCGCCAGCUGGGCACUUUCAAACGCCACCAGAAAACACAUUUAAAGCGACCCCUAGGAGUUCCCAUUGCGGCUCAAUGA